GCAGCUGGCAGGGAGCUAGGCUUGGAGGAUGGAGAUGUUCCAAGCAGCCAGGGAGGGGGCCUCGGCAUUGGCUUUUCGGUGCUGGCAGCCUCAGACACAAAUCCCGAGUACAGAGCAUUUUUGAUGCAGAACUUCAAGCGGGAGUGCAAACAUGUUUUUGAGUCUGUGGAGGCUCAGCUUGAGGGAGCAAGGAUAUGCGCUGGGUGUAUUGACAGGGAGAUUUCAGCCUGGAGUGCCGAUUGCAAUGAGGGUUGGACAGCCACUAUUGACCUUCUAGUGAGCGGCUCGCCGUGCGACCCGUAUUCCUGCCAACGCCCCAAACGGUUUGCAGAUGGAUCUGUGAAGGACCACAAGGAUUACGAAACUACUAUGACAUCUGUUGUUGCCAUGUAUCAGAAGUAUCAACCCCAUGUUGGGAUCAUGGAACAAGUCAUGGGUUUCACAAAGCCAAUGUCCACCACUUCCGCUCCGGAUGAUACGCCUUACCGCAGGCCAGCUUUAUUGCAAAAGUUUGGCAUGAGUGUUGAGCCAAUUAAGCCAGUUAGCCAAUUGAGCAUCCGCAUGUUGGCCCCAUGGUCCUUCAGGUCCUCUGUUUGCCCAGGUGCCACAUUGAAAUAUUGA
This is a messenger RNA of Symbiodinium pilosum, 621 nucleotides long. The record is from the annotation of a GenBank genome assembly. Lineage: Eukaryota; Dinophyceae; Suessiales; Symbiodiniaceae.